Blumeria graminis f. sp. triticale is the source of this 1068-nucleotide messenger RNA. The record is from the annotation of a GenBank genome assembly. NCBI's taxonomy places the organism in Eukaryota, Fungi, Ascomycota, Leotiomycetes, Helotiales, Erysiphaceae.
AUGUCGACCCGUGCCCCUAAUCCUACGACAGGAUCGCGUAAGAUCUCAUUCAACGUAAGUGAGCAGUAUGAUAUUCAAGAUGUUGUGGGAGAGGGUGCCUAUGGUGUUGUCUGCUCGGCUCUUCACAAGCCCACAGGACAAAAGGUUGCUAUCAAAAAAAUUACUCCAUUCGACCAUUCUAUGUUCUGUCUGAGAACAUUGCGAGAGAUGAAGCUGCUUCGAUACUUCAAUCAUGAAAAUAUCAUCUCAAUUUUGGAUAUUCAAAAGCCUCGCAGCUUUGACUCUUUCACCGAGGUUUACUUGAUUCAGGAGCUUAUGGAAACCGACAUGCACAGAGUAAUUCGCACUCAAGAUCUCUCAGAUGAUCAUUGUCAGUAUUUUAUAUACCAGACUCUUCGUGCACUUAAAGCUAUGCAUUCUGCCAACGUCUUACACCGCGAUCUUAAGCCCUCCAACCUUCUCCUAAAUGCCAACUGCGACCUUAAAGUUUGCGAUUUUGGACUAGCUCGAUCUGCUGCCUCACAAGAGGAUAAUUCUGGAUUCAUGACUGAAUAUGUGGCGACUCGCUGGUAUCGUGCGCCUGAAAUCAUGUUGACAUUUAAAGAAUAUACAAAAGCAAUCGAUGUAUGGUCUGUUGGGUGUAUCUUGGCAGAGAUGCUGAGUGGAAAACCUUUGUUCCCGGGAAAAGAUUACCAUCACCAAUUAACACUAAUCCUUGAUGUUCUCGGCACCCCCACUAUGGAGGACUAUUACGGCAUCAAAUCUCGUCGUGCUCGCGAAUAUAUUCGAUCCCUUCCAUUCAAGAAGAAGAUUCCCUUCAAACAAAUGUUCCCAAAAACAUCUGAUUUAGCACUUGAUCUACUAGAAAAAUUAUUAGCCUUCAAUCCAGUCAAGAGAAUAACUGUUGACGAGGCUCUUCAACAUCCGUACUUAGAACCUUAUCAUGACCCCGAGGAUGAGCCAACUGCCGAUCCCAUUCCCGAGGAAUUCUUCGACUUUGACAAAAAUAAGGACAAUUUGAGCAAAGAACAGUUAAAAGAAUUAAUCUUUCAGGAAAUUAUGCGGUAG